Molecule: messenger RNA, 3014 nt
Organism: Aegilops tauschii subsp. strangulata
Lineage: Eukaryota; Viridiplantae; Streptophyta; Magnoliopsida; Poales; Poaceae
Product: F-box/LRR-repeat protein 14
Biological process (GO): SCF-dependent proteasomal ubiquitin-dependent protein catabolic process
Cellular component (GO): SCF ubiquitin ligase complex
Molecular function (GO): protein binding
Source: RefSeq, a predicted model, not a curated record
CGCUUUCGAGCACGAGGAGGCUAGGUGACGCGGCGUGCACGAGGUCGACCGCAGCAUGUCGCCGCCCCCGCUCGUCGUCCGCGAGGAGGACCAGGCGACGGAGGACGCCUACCAGGCGGCCCUUGCGGUGGUCUACCACGAGAGCGAGGAGGACGAGCGGCGUAGGGUGGAGGCGGUGGAGGAAGAGGAGGUUCGGUACGAGGCGGCCAUGGCGCAAGCCAUUGCCCUCUCCGCGGCGGCCGACUGCGUGCUGCCGCCGGUGGCCCCGCCAUCCCCUCCCCGACGCCGCGUCAAGGCCGAGCUGGAGCCCGAGCAGGAGCCGUCCCCCAUCGAGCGCUACUCCUGGACGGGAGUACUGUGCGAGUGGGUCUCCGCACCACCGGUUUGGAUGGAGGCGACGCCGGCGCAGGAGGCGGCGUACCUCGAGAUGUGGCGCAACGACGGCUGGCCGAGGAGCGCCGUCGCGGCAAGUACGAGGAGAUGCUCAAGCGCGACCUCGAGGAGGAGCAGCGCGAGGCUGAGGAGGAAGCGCGCCAGGCCGCACCGCUUCCCGCGCCGGCAGAGCUGCCCGCGACCGACAUCGCCGCCGCUUGGAACACGGCGUUCCCUGGGCCGGCCCUGCGCCGACGCUCAUCGACCUCACCGGCCCCGAGGACGAUGACGAUGACGACGCCUAAGGCAGUGCGCCGCCUCGUAGUUUAGUUUGUUUUUAGUUUUUUUAGUGCUAAUGUGGACGCGUGGACUCUCGCCGGCCUUCCUGGCCGGCUUUAAUGUUUAAUUAAGUUGUUUUUAUUUUAAAUAUGCAUGCAAUGUUUUUUUUGUCGGCGCCGUCAAAAUGGAUCGGGCGAGCGUUGGCGCACACGCCGACCCAAGGAAGCGGACGCCCGUGUCCGCCUGCCCGACCCAGACGGACAAAAAGCGGACAAAAUCGCCGUCCGUUUGGGUUGGCCCGUUGGAGUUGCUCUAAGGGAGAGGGCGAGUGGCUAAUGAACAAUGCGUGGGGCUCAUGCAAGAUGUAUGGACCAGGAAUGAAAAAAAGAUAGGGAUGAGAGAACAGUGUGUGGGUCCACAGGUGUGAUGUCAGGACAUGCGUGGGCGUGUGUGUGGGUCCGCAGGUGCGACGUCAGGACGUGCGCGGGUGAGUACGUGGGUCCGCAGGUGUGACGUCAAGACAUGCGUGGGCGAGUGCGUGGGUCCGUGGUGUGAUGUCAGGACCUGCGUGGUCUGUAGGCGUGACGUCAGGAUGUGCGUGGGCGACCGACCCAACACGUGAUUGAUGGCUGGCAAGAAUCGUUUACGUCAUUUUUGCCCCCAGUCCCCUCACAACCGGAGAGGGGAGCCAAGUCCACAGCUGGCGUAGAGGUGGUUCACCAAUCCAAGAUCAAGCUGAGGCGGAAGGUGCUGCCCGACUUCUCCUGCUCUGGCAGAUCUACGGUUGCCGCCUCUCCUUCUCUUCUGCCGUCGCGUUUUCGUGAUUCUAGCUGCAUUGCUCGAUGGAGGAUCUUCCGGAGGUACUGCUGGCAGAAAUCGUCCAGAGGAUUACCAGGACAAGUGAUCUGAAUUCUCUUUCCCUUGUGUCAAAAAGUCUGUGCGAGGUUGAGGCGAAUCAAAGGGCCGCUAUCCGCUUAGGAUGCAGCUUGUUUUCUGCUACAGAAACCUUGUCAUCGCUUUGUUCCCGAUUCUCCAAUUUGUCAAAAAUGGAAAUCAAUUACACCGGUGAAACCUUGAGCUUCUUCUCAUACAUUGAUGAUUCUGGUCUUAGUUGUCUAGCCAAUUGUAAGAAGUUGAUGUCCCUCACACUAAACUCUGUACCAAGCAUAACCUCAAGGGGACUUCUCUCGGUGGCAAUUGGCUGCAACAGUUUAUCUGCUCUCCACCUUAUUGAUUGCAAGAAAAUAAGCAGCGGAGAGUGGCUAGAGUACCUUGGCUGGAAUGGAUCACUGGAAGAACUUGUGGUAAGGAAUUGCAACAGAAUCAGGCAGCCUGACCUACUAAAGUUUGGUCCAGGAUGGAUGAAGCUUUGGAAGUUUGAGUUUGAGAGCAAGGUAGAAAUAGAUGAUAUGCUUGGGUUUAAUGAUCCCUUAUAUGAUGUGCACAACCCGAGUGCAUGUGAUUUCCUCUGUGACAAUUUGAAGGAUUUGAGGUUGGUGCAUAUUCAAGCAAGGUCAGAGCUGAGACUUUGUCUUCUCUUGGAGAAAUGCAAAGCAUUGGAGAAGCUAUGCCUUAAGUAUGUUGUAAGUCUAACCGACAAUGACAUGAUUGCGCUAUCCCACAGCUGCAACAAUCUUAAAAGUAUUUCACUAUGGCUCAUGCCUCCUCAGUACGUUGCUGAUGACAAUGAUUUUCUUUACAUACCAUCGGUUACUGAUCACAGUCUUCAGGUUUUAGCUCUCGGUUGUCCUAUGCUUCAGAGCGUUGAACUUACAUUUCAUGAGGGCACAUUCUACUUGCCAGAUAUAGGCUUAACACUAGAGUGUGUUAGGAUUCUCAUUCAGUCUUGUCAGAUUCUUGUUCUUGUGCUUAAUGGAGCUGACUUCUUUGAUGAUGAAGGAAUGAUGGUACUUUCAUCCUCACCAUUCCUGGAGACACUCGAGCUUGCGGUGAACGAUCAGGUAACUGAUGCUGGGAUGCAUUCCAUUGCGCGCACCCCUUGCUUGAGGAGUCUGACACUCCGGUUGUGUAGUCAGGUGACUGAUGCUGGAUUAACCGAACUGGUACAUUCACAGAAGUUGGAUUCUCUGACCAUCGAAGGCUGUGCUUGCAUCUCUCCGCAAGUUGCCCAAGGCGCAGCUAGAUCAGUUCACUACUCUCUGGAGUCAGCAAGCAGGAGCCGUCUCAGUAGAAUCUAAACAUAAUGCUAUUGGUCAAGUAGUUAAAGUUGUUUUCGGUUGUGCCUCAUUUGUGGAUGUCGCUGUCAUUGACCCUGCUAUCGUUUUCAUCAUUUCUUAGAACCUGUGUCUAAUGGUCAACUUUGGAUCCAAUGCGGUGAAUGAAGACUUUAAAAUUGUCUGUUA